This is a messenger RNA of Coniophora puteana RWD-64-598 SS2, 357 nucleotides long. RefSeq lists its product as uncharacterized. NCBI's taxonomy places the organism in Eukaryota, Fungi, Basidiomycota, Agaricomycetes, Boletales, Coniophoraceae. The coding region runs from base 1 to 357 and encodes 118 amino acids. The record is from RefSeq and is a predicted model, not a curated record. The transcript is spliced from 3 exons.
AUGGACCAUAUAGCUGAGCAGGAGCCUGCAGAGCAGCAAGUGGCAGAGCUUCAGGCAUUAAUGAGCCAGCUGGUUAAGGACAAGCAGGUGGAAGAGAGCAGGCAGCUCACAGGAGAAGCUUUGGCAUUAGUUAAGAGGCUUGAGGAGAGAGUAGCAUCUUUGACUGAGAAGAUAGAGAAGAAGAGAGGCGGUGGCUACUCGUCUGGGCAGGCAGGUGUUGUGCAUUUCCACAAUGUGCUGGAGUUGGUGAACAAGACUUUGAGUUCUGCAGCAAAGGAGAAGAAGGAAGAAGAGGGCAAGAAGAACAACAAUGGGGAUGGGAAACUGUCAAGGAGCACAGAGGUCUCCUUGCACUGA